This is a messenger RNA of Podospora pseudopauciseta, 2121 nucleotides long. RefSeq lists its product as uncharacterized. The transcript is spliced from 3 exons. The coding region runs from base 1 to 2121 and encodes 706 amino acids. Lineage: Eukaryota; Fungi; Ascomycota; Sordariomycetes; Sordariales; Podosporaceae. The record is from RefSeq and is a predicted model, not a curated record. Gene Ontology annotation, biological process: regulation of DNA-templated transcription. Gene Ontology annotation, molecular function: zinc ion binding; DNA-binding transcription factor activity, RNA polymerase II-specific.
AUGUCACCAUCGUCCAACGGUGACUCUCCACAUUCUUCCACGGCCACUAUGACUGCGGCUGCCAGUGCUACUGUUGUAGGAAGGUUUCCAUUGCCGAACAGGGACUUCACCAUCGAGGUGCCCUCGCCCCAGCUUCUGGCCCAGGUCCAGGUUAACGGCGGUGGCGUAAACUCUCUCAAGUCACCGACAUCUCUCAAGUCGGCUCGGACUCCUAGCUUCAGCAGGGAAGGCAUACUCGGUUCGGCGCAGAAGGCGCGCAAUCUUUCACAGUCAUCAGACAACAGGCCAGAAUCGAAUGGGAUGCAGAAGGCACCGAGCGAUGAGGGUAUCAACCCUCUUAAAAGGCGGAAUACCGAUGCGGGCGUCGACUAUCCAAGGCGGAGGGCAACCAUCGCUUGCGAGGUUUGCCGUUCGAGGAAGUCACGAUGCGAUGGCACGAAGCCAAAGUGCAAGCUAUGUACCGAGUUGGGUGCCGAGUGCAUUUAUCGCGAGCCCGGCAUCAAGCUAGAUGCCGGCGACAAGCUUAUUCUGGAGCGCUUGAACCGCAUCGAGAACCUGCUCCAGAUGAACAUGGUGGGCCACCCCAAUGGCAUGGGCAUGUCUCAUGAUUCGCCAAAUAUGAGCAAUGGGACAGCUCUCAGCGGUGACAACUUGAUGGGAAUCGGGUCAAAUGCCGCCAACUUCGUGUCUGUCAUUCCCAGCGGUGGACUUGGGACAUGGUCCGCCACAGCCACUAACAAUAUCUCGACCAUGCCGAAGGUGCACACGAAUGCGGCUCUGCAUCUGCUGCAGUGGCCCAUGAUCCGCGAUUUGGUAUCACGACCGUACGACCCUCAAAUUCUCCUGCAGCUUGAGAUGGCCCGUGAGCCGCUGCACUCGCUCGCCAAGACUCCCUGCGUCGACCUUUCCAAUACGAAUGCCUACAUCGAAGCCUACUUUGACAGAGUCAACAUCUGGUACGCCUGCGUCAACCCAUACACGUGGAGGAGCCACUACAGGAUAGCGCUAUCAAACGGUUUCAGAGAAGGACCAGAGAGUUGCAUUGUGCUGUUGGUGCUGGCCCUGGGCCAAGCUAGCUCGAGAGGCAGCAUCUCGAGGAUUGUACCCCACGAGGACCCUCCCGGACUUCAGUAUUUCACCGCAGCUUGGUCUCUGCUGCCAGGCAUGAUGACGUCCAACAGUGUGCUCGCAGCACAGUGUCACUUGCUGGCUGCUGCUUAUCUGUUUUACCUUGUUCGACCGCUGGAGGCAUGGAACUUGCUUUGCACGACAAGUACGAAACUGCAGCUUUUGCUCAUGGCGCCGAGCAGAGUGCCCGCUGAUCAGAGGGAGCUGAUCGAAAGAAUUUACUGGAACUCACUUCUCUUCGAAAGCGAUUUAUUGGCCGAAUUGGACCUCCCCCAUUCUGGUGUGGUUGCAUUUGAGGAGAAUGUUGGUCUUCCCUGCGGGUUCGAGGGCGAUGAGCAGGAAGCAGUUGGACGCGACGAGUUGUGGUAUUUCCUGGCCGAGAUUGCACUGAGGAGGCUGCUCAACCGCGUCAGUCAGCUCAUCUACUCGAAGGAUUCCAUGGCAUCAACAACAAGCUUGGAGCCGGUCGUGGCAGAGCUUGACUUCCAGCUGACACAGUGGUAUGAGAGCUUGCCGCUACCGCUGCAGUUUCCCUUCACACGGACGAUGCUUCCCGAUCCGGUGCAGACGGUGCUGAGAUUACGUUUCUUCGCCUGCCGAACCAUCAUCUAUCGGCCUUAUAUUCUGGCGGUCCUUGACAACGAGCAAGCGGUGUUGGACCCCUCGGUGCGGGAGGCUUGCACAAAGUGCCUAGAAGCGUCAAUCCGGCAACUGGAGCACAUUACUGCGCAUCACGCCGGACAUAUGCCGUACCUUUGGCAGGGUGCUCUGUCCAUAGUAUCACAGACACUUUUGGUCAUGGGCGCCACCAUGUCGCCGUCACUGUCGAGCAUCCUCUGGAGCCUGGUUCCCCACCGCGAUACCAUUGAUCAAAUCAUCAACGACGUCGUCAUGGAGAUCGAACGCUACGCUGUCCUGUCGCCAAGUCUGAGCCUCUCGGCUGAAAUCAUCAAGGAAGCCGAAGUCAGACGUCGGACCUACCUCAGCGGAUGA